AAUGGACGGGAAGUUUCUUCAACAACCACAACAGCGACCUCGGUAGCUUUGCUAGCCGAAGUAGCGGAACAUGUGCGCUCUUUAUACGCUUUCUGUGAUUAUUAGCCACUGGGUUUUAAACACAUUUCUUUAUUAUCUACUAGUUACCCCUUUUAAUAUCGUAUGUACGUCAGCUAACUGUCUGGUUAAGGUAGCAGUAGCACUAGGCUAAUCGCUAAUGCUAACAUCCCCGACGAUGAGUUCAAAAAGCUACUACCCCCCUGCUAAAGAGGACUGCUGGACGGAGAAAGACGCUCUCGUGAAAGAGGAGAAGGAAGAGCAGUCUGUCACAGUUAAACAAGAAGUAGAGGAUGAGGCUGUUACAGUGAAAGAGGAGGGGGAAGAUAAACAAGAGGGUGCCGUUUUUACAGUGAAAGAGGAGACGACUGGCACGGUGAAAGAGGAGGAAGACGUUUUUGGAGUGAAGGAGGAGGGGGAGAUCACUGUCACAUUGGAGGAGGAAGAGGAGCAAAAUGGAGAUCUGAUUAACACCAGAGAGAGACCAGACUCAGAAGAACCAGAGCAAGAGACGUCUGAACCAGCAAGACGACACCACUGUUCCCACUGUGGAAAGAGUUUUACCCAAUUACGGACACUGAAGGUGCAUGAAAGAAUACACACUGGAGAGAAGCCCUACCAAUGUUCUCAGUGUGGAAAGAGUUUUACCCAGUUAGGGAGCCUGAAAAUACACAAUAGAAUACACACAGGAGAGAAGCCUUACCAAUGCUCUCAGUGUGGAAAGAGAUGUUCACAGUUAAGUUGCCUGAAAUCACAUGAGAGAAUACACACAGGAGAUAAGCCUCACAAAUGCCCUCAAUGUGGUAAUACUUUUAAGCGGUUAAGUAACCUGAAGGAACAUCAAAGAGUACACACAGGGGAAAAGCCUUACCACUGUUUCCAUUGUGAAAAGUGUUUCAGCUGGGUAAGGCAACUGAAAGAGCAUGAGAGAACACACACCGGAGAGAAGCCCUACCAAUGUUCCCAGUGUGGAAAGAGUUUUACCCAGUUCGGGAGCCUGAAGAUACAUGAUAGAAUACACACAGGCGAAAAGCCUUUCCAAUGUUCCCAGUGUGGAAAGAGUUUUAACCGGUUAGGGAACCUGAAAUCACAUGAGAGGACACACAAAGAAGAAGAGCCCCAUCCCUGCUCCCAGUGUGGAAAGAAUUUUACCUCAUCAGGCUUCCUGAAGAAUCAUGAGCAAAGACACAUUGGGGAAACGCCUUUCCAGUGCUCCCAGUGUGGAAUUAAAUUUACCUGGUUAAGGCAACUGAAAUCACAUGAAAGGAUCCACACAUGAGAGAAACGUUAGGAAUGCUCCCAGUGUAGAAAGAUAUUUACCCAGUUUAGGCACCUGAAAGACCUUGAGGUAACACACUCAGGGGAAAGCCUUACCCAUGCUCCCAGUGUGGACAGUGAUUUUUCACAUACUUACAAUUCAUGAGGUAACACACACAUUGCUCCCACACUUGUCUCAUCUUUUACUGAAAAUUGGUGCUUUGUGGUUUUGUUUACGCUCUUAUUUCCAUAUGAAAUCAAAUUGGAGAAAACCUACUCAAAUACACAUUUGUAUGUUUUAUGUUUUAAAAUCCCAAGAUAUGAAUUGAAUAUGGAGUGUGACCGUUUUUAUGUAGAUUAUGUACACACACUGUGAUUAAAUAGUCUUUUUUUUUUUUACUCUGGCUCUGUUUUUCUGUGUGUGUUGGGGAUGUGGAACACCGUUUGGGUCUUUGCGUGUCAAAAAAGAUACACGUCAAAUAACACUAUUUGAUGUGUCAAAUAACACUAUUUGAUGUGUCAAAUAACACUAUUUGAUGUGUCAAAUAAGCUUGUUGACCAAUCAGGAUAUGACUGCACGUCACCUAAUAAUUUAACGCGUUCAUACCUUUUUUUACGUAGUUAAUAUUACACAUUGAUUACAUGAUCACUUGUAUUUCAUAUGUCAAAACGUUUCAUCGAUACGUAUGUUAUGAUGCUGGUAAAGUUGACUCGUGCGCACCUACAGUGCUGGUCAUUAAAAAAAGCUAGCUAGCUCAUGGAUGCAAACAAUGUUCUUCCCCAAAUACAUAGCAACACGACAUAAUCUGUCUCAGUAGCUAUAGUUAACUAGCUAACUAUAUAGCUAGGUGUCAUCAUCUAAAAUAACCCUAUUUUAUAAGACAGUUUUAUUUGAUUAAUGGUGGUCGGACCCAUCUAUGUGAAGCUAGCCACAAUAAGCAUUAGCCACAAUAGUGGACUUUGCGGUUCAAAAUAAAAGUAUGUAAUUGACAGUAAAUCAAAUGAAUACAAAUAGUGGAAUAAUGCCAUAAGUGAAUAGAUCAUGCUAAACGAGGUUGGAAUGUUGUUUAUAUAAAAUCAACAAAAGACAAUUAGUUAAUUUGACAAAAAUCUGUUUUUAAUCACACUGGAUGUAUUAGACUUUAGAAUUGCAUUGGGGGCAUUCUUAUUUCACUGUACAGCCUUACCUAUGGAUUGUGGCUCAAUGACAUGGUGUAUCAGUCAACUCAGUGACAACCAGAGAACAUUAGUGUCUUAGCUCUUAUUGCGGGACUCAAACCACUGUGAAUUCAGCCACAUUUAUUGUCAACCUAUGUGUAUUGAACACUAUUCCAUAGGAAAAACAAUGCAAUGUUGGAGUCUGAGAAAAAAAGUAUUUGGAUACUGAGUCGACUGAUACCCCAUUUCAUUGAUCCGCAAACCAACCUUGUUUAACAUUAUCUAGUCUAAAUAUGGCAUGAUUCCACCAAUUGUAACCUUCUGCGUCACUUUCAACGAGGAACCUUUAUCUUGAAGGCAAAUCGCAAAUUCCACUAUUGUGGCUAGCUUCACAACACGUAACCCAGCCAUUUUGUUUUUCAUGAACUGAAGUUCAAUUUCAAUAGCCUUGCAGAAGCACCCCCAGAUCAUCACUGAUCCUCCACAACAUUUCACAGUGGGUGCGAGACACUGGCUUGUAGGCCUCACACCCACUGUGAAAUUUGGUGGAGGAUCGGGGAUGAUCUGGGGGUGCUGGAAUCGGGCAGAUUUGUCUUUGUGAAGGACAUAUGAAUCAAGCCACGUACAAGGUUGUCCUGGAAUAAAACAUGCUUCCUUCUGCUCUGACAAUGUUCCCCAACUCUGAGGAAUGUUUUUUUCCAGCAGGACAAAGCUCCAUGCCACACAGCCAGGUCAAUCAAGGUGUGGGUGGAGGACCACCAGAUCAAGACCCUGUCAUGGCCAGCCCAAUCUCCAGACCUGAUCCCCAUUGAAAACCUCUGGAAUGUGAACAAGAGGAAGAUGGAUGGUCACACGCCAUCAAACAAAGCCGAGCUGCUUGAAUUUUUACGCCAGGAGUGGCAUAAAGUCACCCAACAUCAAUGUGAAAGACUGGUGGAGAGCAUGCCAAGACUGGUGAUUGACUGGUAAGCUGUGAUUGAAAAUCAGGGUUAUUCCACCAAAUAUUGAAUUCCAAACUCUUCCUAAGUGAACAUUAGUAUUGUGUUGUUUAAAAAUUAAUAUGAACGUAUUUUCUUUGCAUUAUUGGAGGUCUGACAACACUGCAUUUUUUUUGUUAUUUUGACUAGUUGUCAUUUUCUGCAAAUAAAUGCUCUAAAUGAGAAUAUGUUUAUUUGGAAUUUGGGAGAAAUGUUGUCAGUAGUUUAUAGAAUAAAACAAAAAUGUUUUUUUUACCCAAACACAUACCUAUAAAUAGUAAAACCAGAGAAACUGA
Salvelinus fontinalis (brook trout) is the source of this 3745-nucleotide messenger RNA. RefSeq names its product zinc finger protein 239-like. Gene Ontology annotation, molecular function: DNA-binding transcription repressor activity, RNA polymerase II-specific; RNA polymerase II cis-regulatory region sequence-specific DNA binding. Gene Ontology annotation, biological process: negative regulation of transcription by RNA polymerase II. Lineage: Eukaryota; Metazoa; Chordata; Actinopteri; Salmoniformes; Salmonidae. The record is from RefSeq and is a predicted model, not a curated record. The transcript has 2 exons. Bases 218 to 1336 code for a protein of 372 amino acids.